AAAGAGAACAGCUCCAUCAUCUCAUCCACAUUUUCUCUCUUUUUCUGAAUGGAUUAUGCACUGAGCAUGAUAAAGGAUUUUCCAGUACAAGGAACCAACUUGGUUGAGGAAAUGAAGGAACUUGGGAAACUAUGUUCUAGCAUCAACAUGAAUGAACAACAACAACAACAACAACAACAACAUCAACAACAACAACAACCAGUUGUUGUUGUUGUCUGUCCCAAACCAAGGAGACUUAAUUUCAGGUCUUAUGGUGAUUACACUGACAUCAAAGUUGCAGGUGAUCUUUCAGACAUCCUUGUCAGCAAGGCUACACCACCAUACUUCACUGGUUCUCCACCAGUUCGUUCAACCAAUCCUGUGUCUCGAGAUGCUCUGUUCUUGAAAUACAAAGCACCAUGAGACUUCAAUUUUGUUCAUGAGUUUCAGAUGUGCAUAUCAAUAUCAACAAUGUGUUGGCAAGUAGGUAGCCAAUACAGCUGG
Dioscorea cayenensis subsp. rotundata (Guinea yam) is the source of this 483-nucleotide messenger RNA. RefSeq lists its product as uncharacterized. The record is from RefSeq and is a predicted model, not a curated record. The coding region runs from base 49 to 402 and encodes 117 amino acids. The transcript is spliced from 5 exons. NCBI's taxonomy places the organism in Eukaryota, Viridiplantae, Streptophyta, Magnoliopsida, Dioscoreales, Dioscoreaceae.